UUUCUGACCACUCUGUCAUAAUUUUCCUCGUUAUUUUUCCCAAAAACUGAAAAGGAACGUCAAGAGAAGAAACCCUAGAGAGACUCAACCAUGGGGACGCCAGAGACCUCGAGGGAGCCCUGCCCGGACCGAAUCCUUGACGACAUCGGCGGCGCGUUUGCCAUGGGGGCCGUGGGCGGCUCGGCCUUCCACUUCCUCAAGGGCGUCUACAACUCCCCCGGCGGGACUCGCGUUCUCGGCGGCUCGCAGGCGGUGCGGCUCAACGCGCCGCGCGUCGGCGGAAGCUUCGCAGUCUGGGGCGGCCUCUUCUCCGCCUUCGACUGCACCAUGGUCUUCGUGCGCCAGAAGGAGGACCCCUGGAACUCCAUCGUGGCCGGCGCCGCCACCGGAGGCUUCCUCUCCAUGCGACAAGGGCUCGGCGCCUCAGCUCGAUCGGCGGCUUUCGGCGGCGUCCUCUUGGCGCUCAUCGAAGGCGCCGGGAUCAUGCUAAAUCGCAUGUUCAGCGCGCAGCAACAGAUUCCCGUGCUCAUCGAAGAGCCCGGGCCCAAUAUGCCCCCGCUCCCGAGCUUCAUGGGCCAGGCCCAGAACAUGCCGGAACCGGCCUCGGUGACCGGGUCGUCUUCUCCGGAUUCGGGUUCGGGGUGGCUUGGAGGGUGGUUUGGCGGUGCGAAGAAGGAGUCGUCGGCGGGGACGAGUAGCGGAAGCGAGACGAAGAUCUUGGAGAGCUUCGAUGCGCCUCCCGUGCCGAGUUUUGAGUACAAGUGAAAAAUGGAGGUAUGGUUUUGGACCAGGGAAGGCGAGGGUUUAUGUUAGGUUUUGUAUCGGGCUUGCAAUUUAUAUUACAAUUGUUCUUCUUUCGGUAAGAUUAUAGUAGUAGCGCUGUAUAAUAAUGCUUCUUUCUAACGUUGUAUUUUUGGAUUUUGAUUGGGAGCUAAAACAUUUAUUGUGUUUUGGGUUACUAUUCA
Alnus glutinosa is the source of this 965-nucleotide messenger RNA. Its product is annotated as mitochondrial import inner membrane translocase subunit TIM17-2-like. Gene Ontology annotation, molecular function: transmembrane protein transporter activity. Gene Ontology annotation, biological process: protein import into mitochondrial matrix. The transcript has a single exon. NCBI's taxonomy places the organism in Eukaryota, Viridiplantae, Streptophyta, Magnoliopsida, Fagales, Betulaceae. Gene Ontology annotation, cellular component: mitochondrial inner membrane; TIM23 mitochondrial import inner membrane translocase complex. The record is from RefSeq and is a predicted model, not a curated record. The coding region runs from base 91 to 765 and encodes 224 amino acids.